This is a messenger RNA of Atta colombica, 8298 nucleotides long. RefSeq names its product putative glutamate synthase [NADPH]. The record is from RefSeq and is a predicted model, not a curated record. Bases 766 to 6954 code for a protein of 2062 amino acids. NCBI's taxonomy places the organism in Eukaryota, Metazoa, Arthropoda, Insecta, Hymenoptera, Formicidae. Gene Ontology annotation, molecular function: FMN binding; flavin adenine dinucleotide binding; iron ion binding. The transcript is spliced from 28 exons.
GAGACGAGAGAUCGUCUAGGAACGGGAAAGGGAAAGAAGGGAAGGAAAGAAAAGGAAGAGAAGGGAGAGCUUUUUCGGUUUUUAACGACAUCCGAACGCCGCCGUCUCAGUGUCCAUCCGACUUGUGAUUCGACUGAGAGGAGGCAAAGAAGUCGUUAUUCAGGAUUCAAAACGCCUUUCUUCCUCCGCCAGAUUGCGCCAGACAGUGAUCCUCAGGAUCGAGUCGAGGACGUGCCAUUUUACGAUUGCCUUUAAUAGUCCGAUUGAGAGCCGGAUUAGUAAUUUCAUUGUGAAUCAAAUUAUAACAAUGCCGAAAUCGCGAUAAAUAUCCUGCGGAACUUCUCAUGGGACACGUUUCUCAGCGAUUUGAGCGAAAAGAGCGACUUUGUGCAACGAUCUGAUUGAUAGGACGAUAACUGAUCGAAUUGAUUACUGAUAAUCGUGAGAGACCUGACGGCACAAAUCGGCGAGGAGGAAGACAUUCUCGAAGAGUCUCGAAGUCUUGAUGUAACUAUAACUUCUACCGGUAAGAGGGGACUACAGUGACUACGCCACGUCGACUGUCGAAGUGAAGGAAAUGCAAACUCGCGCGCAGCCGGCUCGCAAUAAACCCCUCACACCUUGUAUACAGAGAUACGCUGGUCGCCAAGUGUCCAAUGCUCUCCCCAUAAGUAAACCCAGUCCUGACAUAUAACGUUCCUCCACAAGUGCAGCCCUUUUCUUCUUUUUAAUUCUUGCCGUCUCUGCGUCGCUUUGAUUAAGAUUAUGAGUUCCGAGUCGUGGACCUUGCCUCCGAAGCAAGGUCUGUAUGACCCUACCCUCGAACGAGAAGCUUGCGGCGUUGGUUUUAUCGUCGCCAUUGACGGGAAGAGGUCGCACAAGAUCGUUCGAGAUGCUCAGAUAUUGUCGGCGCGAAUGAAUCAUAGAGGGGCAUGCGCCUGUGAUAAUGAUACUGGUGACGGUGCUGGUGUGCUUUGCGCAAUACCACACGAUUAUUAUGCCAAUGAAAUUCGCCAACAACAAAAGAUCGAACUGCCCGAGUUCGGACAAUAUGCAACCGGUAUCUUGUUCCUUGACAAGAAGACUCAUAAAGAAGCAGAAACCGCAUUUGAGAAGUUAGCUAAGGAGUGCAAUUUAAAAGUGCUGUGUUGGCGUAAUGUCCCCACCGAUAGCUCCCAGAUUGGUCAAGUGGCGAAGAAAUGCGAACCGUACAUGCGUCAAGUAUUCGUUACUGGCGAUCAAGAUGCGGAAACACUUAAGCGACAGAUUUUCGUGCUGAGGAAGAGAUCAUCGCAUUCAAUUCCGCGGCCAGAAUUGCGAUAUUACAUUUGCUCAUUGUCAUUGAAAACAGUCGUUUACAAAGGUCAGCUCACCGCUGAUCAGUUAUGGCUUUAUUUCACGGAUUUGAAGUCUCCGAAAUUCGAAACCUAUCUGGCACUGGUACACACACGGUUCUCCACAAACACUUUUCCGAGUUGGGAAAGAGCGCAUCCUUUACGCUUGCUUGCUCACAACGGCGAAAUUAAUACCCUGCGCGGCAAUGUGAACUUUAUGAAGGCGCGAGAAGGUGUGAUGAGCAGUCAAAUAUACGGUGAUCAACUAAAACUGCUCUAUCCAGUCGUAGAACCAAAUCUCUCUGACUCUGGAUCAGCGGACUGUGUACUCGAGUUCUUGGUGAUGGCGGGACAACGUUCUUUGCCCGAGGCUGUCAUGACAAUGGUACCAGAGGCUUGGCAGAAUGACUUAACGAUGGCCACUGAAAAGCGGGACUUCUACCAUUGGGCGGCGUGUGCCAUGGAACCCUGGGACGGUCCAGCUCUUCUGACCUUCACCGACGGUCGCUACGUCGGUGCUAUCUUGGACAGAAACGGCCUGCGCCCAUCGCGCUUCUACGUCACUAAGGAUAACAUGAUGGUGAUGGCGUCCGAAGUGGGCGUCUAUGAUACUCCGCCCAGCAAUGUAGUCCUGAAGAGUCGCUUGAAGCCUGGCCGGAUGCUUCUCGUUGAUACCGAAGAGAAGAGGAUCAUACAGGACGUCGAACUGAAGUUGCAAAUCGCUCGAAGAAGGCCUCAUUCCAAAUGGCUCAAGGAACAGAGGAUUACUAUGGAUGAAUUGCGUGCCGCACAUGUUUACAAUAGCAAUGCAGGGGACAUAAUCGAAAAUAGUCUAUCUGUCGAAAAAAAGAACGCUAUCAACGGCGUAAAUGAGAUUUCAGCCGUGAAUAAAGUUUGGAGCGGCGACAAACGGCUCUCUCUUUAUGGUUAUACUCUGGAGACUAUCAAUUUACUACUUCUACCUAUGGUGCAAACUAAGAAAGAAGCGUUAGGAUCUAUGGGUAAUGACGCUCCCUUAGCGUGUUUAUCGGAAUUUCAACCGUUAUUAUACGAAUACUUUAAGCAAUUAUUUGCGCAGGUAACAAAUCCACCGAUCGAUCCAUUCCGUGAAAAGAUCGUAAUGUCGAUGCUCUGCCCAAUUGGGCCUGAGAGUAACAUUCUGGAGCCGAACGAACUGCAAGUACAUCGUCUAUUCUUGCCUCAACCGAUAUUGUCUUUAAGUGAUCUUGAGGUUCUCAAGUACACGACUCAUCGUAAUUGGAGAACAAAAGUGAUCGAUAUAACUUACCCUCUUGAAGAUGGGCCUGGUGGUUUGUUGAAGACGCUGGAUCGCGUUAAUAAUGAGGCUAAUGCGGCUGCUAGGGAUGGUUAUCAAUUGCUCGUGUUGUCUGAUCGACGAAGUGGUCCAACAAGGAUUCCGGUAAGUAGCCUAUUGGCAUUAGGUGCUGUUCAUCAUCAUUUGAUCGAAGAGAGACAACGAAUGAAAGUCGGUCUCAUAUUGGAAACCGCCGAGGCUCGAGAGGUGCAUCAUAUUUGUGUGUUACUUGGAUACGGAGCAGAUGCUAUAUGUCCUUACUUAGUAUUUGAGAUGGCAAAAAACCUAAGAGCAGAUCACGUUUUCGAUGAAACCUUUACCGACGAUAUUAUUUAUAAGAAUUACGCAGAUGCUAUGGAACGAGGAAUCGCGAAAGUGAUGGCCAAGAUGGGAAUCUCGACUUUACAAUCUUACAAAGGAGCGCAGAUAUUCGAAGCAGUUGGAUUGGCCGACGAAGUCAUCGAUAAAUGCUUUAAGGGUACUCAUUCUCGUAUUGGUGGUGUGACAUUCGAUAUUUUGGGCAAAGAAGCAUUCCAGCGACAUCAAAUAACGUACUGGGACAAACCGAUGGAUUUGCUGGUCAUUCGCAAUCCAGGAAUUUAUCAUUGGCGAUCCGGCGGCGAGAAACAUAUUAAUGAUCCUGCUAGCAUCGCUAGUUUACAGGAAUAUGUUGUCUCUAAAAACAACUCUGCUUAUGAGAAUUAUCGCAAAACUACGAUGGAAGUAGUAAAAGCUUGCACUUUGCGUGGCCAACUUCAACUGAAAAAGUCGCGCGAUCCGAUUCCCAUUACGGACGUGGAAUCCGCAUCAGAAAUUGUGAAACGCUUCGCGACCGGCGCGAUGAGUUUUGGUAGUAUUUCCAUGGAAUCUCAUACUACCCUGGCAAUUGCUAUGAAUCGCAUCGGCGGCAAGUCGAACACCGGCGAAGGUGGUGAAAACGCAGACAGAUAUCUGAAUCAAGACCCGGAAUUUAGCAAGCGUUCGUCUAUCAAGCAAGUAGCAAGUGGACGCUUUGGCGUUACUGCCAGUUACCUGGCAAAUGCAGACGACUUGCAGAUCAAGAUGGCACAAGGCGCGAAACCUGGUGAGGGCGGCGAGCUUCCCGGUUAUAAAGUCACCGCAGAAAUUGCUGCCACUAGGCAUUCGGUACCCGGAGUCGGUUUGAUCUCGCCGCCACCACAUCAUGACAUCUAUUCGAUCGAAGACUUGGCCGAGUUAAUUUAUGAUCUUAAAUGCGCCAAUCCAAACGCCCGUAUUUCUGUCAAACUCGUAUCUGAAGUCGGAGUGGGUGUCGUCGCUGCUGGCGUCGCCAAGGGUAAAGCCGAACACGUGGUGAUAUCUGGCCACGACGGCGGCACUGGCGCCAGCAGCUGGACCGGCAUUAAGUCCGCCGGAUUGCCCUGGGAAUUAGGCAUUGCCGAGACGCAUCAGGUGCUGACCCUAAACAAUCUGAGAUCGCGCAUGAUUGUGCAGGCGGAUGGCCAACUGCGUACAGGUUUCGACAUCGUGGUGGCUGCGCUGCUUGGUGCAGACGAAUUUGGUUUCAGCACCGCUCCAUUGAUCGCAAUGGGCUGCACAAUGAUGAGAAAAUGCCACUUGAACACUUGCCCAGUGGGCAUCGCCACGCAAGAUCCAAUAUUGCGAAAGAAAUUCGAGGGCAAGCCAGAACAUGUGAUUAAUUUCUUCUUCGCAUUGGCUGAAGAAGUACGUUCGCAUAUGGCGAACUUGGGCAUCCGCAAAUUUCAAGAUCUAAUUGGACGCACAGAUCUUCUUAAAGUACGUGAUGACAUCUCUGUUGAGAAAGCUAAGACUCUGAAUCUUAGCAACGUUCUGCGAAGCGCAUUGGAUUUACGACCUGGCGUGAAUAUCAAGGGUGGCACUGUAAAACAAGAUUUCCAGCUGGAGAACAGACUUGACAAUAAAUUAAUUGAACUAGCCGAGCCUGUUUUGAACGGGAUACACAAUCGAGUCAAUAUCGAAAUGAACAUCAACAACGAAUGUAGGGCAUUCGGUUCGACACUGAGUUAUCAUAUAGCUAAACGAUUUGGAGAAGCUGGAUUGCCCGAGCAUAGCAUUAAUAUCAAGAUGAAAGGCUCUGCGGGUCAAAGUUUCUGCGCUUUUAUGACAAAGGGUAUUCAUGUUACUCUCGAAGGCGAUGCUAACGAUUAUGUCGGCAAAGGUCUCUGCGGAGGUGAAAUCGUCAUAUAUCCGCCAAAAGAUUCAGAAUUCAACUCGGAGGCGAAUGUAAUCGUCGGAAAUGUUUGUCUUUACGGAGCUACUUCCGGAAAGGCCUAUUUCCGUGGUAUCGCUGCUGAGAGAUUCAGUGUACGUAAUAGUGGAGCGAUUGUCGUAGUGGAGGGUGUGGGUGAUCACGGUUGCGAGUAUAUGACUGGCGGUUGCGCUUUGAUUUUGGGUCUUACCGGCAGAAAUUUCGCGGCUGGAAUGUCCGGUGGAAUCGCGUAUGUUUUGGACGUCGAUGGUUCUUUUAAGAGUAAGUGCAAUCCCGAAAUGGUGGAGUUACUACCGCUCAACAAACCAGAAGAAAUCGCCUAUGUGAAACAACUAUUGGAGGAAUUCAUAGAAAAGACCGGCUCAUUGAUCGCACAAGACUUGCUCGCCACAUGGCCAGAACCGACCACAAGAUUCGUCAAGGUCUUCCCUUACGAGUAUCAGCGGGCCCUCAAACAGCUGGAAGAGGAAAAACAACAAAUUCCCAAUAUCAUUAACGGUAAUGCGCAAAUAACAAACGGAAAGGUCAAAGAUAUAGAAGAUUCAAUAGAGGACGCGGAGAUGGCACAGCGAAAGUUGGACAAAAUCAAGGGCUUCAUGAAGUAUUCAAGACAGAAGAUCAUGUAUAGACCUGCUGAGAAGCGUAUAAAUGACUGGGAUGAGAUAUAUAACUUCCAGGGUGUCAGAAAGACUCUGCGAGUGCAAGCUGCACGAUGCAUGGAAUGUGGUGUUCCAUUUUGUCAGAGCAGUCAUGGUUGCCCAUUGGGCAACAUCAUUCCUAAGUGGAACGAUCUCGUAUUCCACCAAAACUGGAAGGAGGCUUUGAAUCAACUAUUGCAAACUAAUAAUUUCCCUGAGUUUACUGGAAGAGUCUGCCCCGCACCUUGCGAGGGUGCAUGCGUUCUAGGAAUUUCCGAACCACCUGUGACAAUCAAGAAUAUUGAGUGCGCCAUAAUUGAUCAUGCGUUCGAACAAGGUUGGGUCGUACCUCAUCCACCAACAAGAAGAACCGGACGAUUAAUUGCUGUAAUCGGAUCUGGUCCUGCGGGAUUGGCAGCCGCCCAUCAAUUGAAUAAAGCAGGUCAUACAGUGACUGUAUUUGAAAGAAAUGACAGAAUCGGUGGAUUGUUGCAAUAUGGUAUACCGACGAUGAAGUUGUCUAAACAGGUUGUACAAAGAAGAAUCUCUUUGCUCGCCGCUGAAGGAAUCAUCUUCAGAACGAAUGUCGAUGUAGGAAAGAACAUUACAAUGCAGGAACUUCAGGAACAAUACGACGCAAUUAUGUUAUGUACAGGCGCGACAUGGCCUCGUGAUUUGCCGAUUCCAGGUAGACAGUUGGAGGGAAUACAUUUUGCAGUAAGUUUUCUAGAGCACUGGCAAAAGAAACAAAUGGGUAACGCAGCAUCCUUAGAUAUGCGGCUAAUAGCCAAAGACAAGAACGUUAUCAUCAUCGGAGGCGGGGACACUGGCUGCGAUUGUAUAGCAACCUCUCUACGUCAGGGUGCAAAGUCAAUUAUAACUUUUGAAAUCUUGCCCGAACCACCAGUCCAGAGGGGCAAAGAUAACCCGUGGCCUCAAUUUCCGCGAGUGUUCAAAGUCGAUUAUGGUCACGAGGAGGUAUCCCUGAAAUUCGGCCGAGAUCCGCGCAGAUACAGUACAGUGAGCAAGGAAUUCUUGGAUGACGGAAAGGGUAACGUGAGUGGCAUCAGGACGGCGACCGUAGAGUGGCGGAAAGACGAGAAUGGUCGAUGGAAAAUGGAAGAAGUACCAAAUUCAGAGAAAGUGUACAAAUGCGAUCUAGUAUUGCUCGCAAUGGGUUUCCUUGGACCCGAGAAGUACAUCGCUACGGAAGUGAACACCGAAUUGGAUGAAAGAGGAAACUAUAAGACUCCAGUCGGAAAAUAUUGUACUAGUUUACCCAAAAUAUAUGCGGCAGGCGAUUGCAGACGUGGACAGUCUCUAGUAGUGUGGGCAAUCGCAGAAGGUAGAUUGGCUGCAAAGGAAGUUGAUUUAGCCUUGAUGGGAGAAACCGGCCUUCCCGGAAGCGGUGGUGUCAUAAUCGGCGUUAGUGCUUAAGGACCUUCACGAUGGAUGUUGGUCUUCCAAUUAAAAGAAAAGAUCCACCGUGUACGCGUACCGCGAGGAAAGAGUCAUAUCGACUAUUAGAAGGCAAAGGAAGAGUCCUUGGAGAUCCAAGGAUGCGAAAAGUGCUCCAGGAUCCGAGAGUGCUCCAGGAUCCAAGGAUUCGAAAGUUUCACGAAUCCAAGAGAAAUAUAAGCCUAGAAUUGUAGGGUUCAGAAAGAAUCUGAAAGGAUGUAAACAUUCGGAAAUCCGCGAAUUCAAACUAUCAAUAAUGAUUCAUAGCUCCUAGAAUAUGGAGAUCAAAGAAUUGUCCUAGGACUAAAUGCUUUUAAAUUUUAAAGAAUUGAACAUCUAAAGAUCUUGAGAACCUAAAGAUGAGAAAAUUCGUAUGUUCGAAUUUUAUGUAACAUCUACAAAUUAGAUGUUAAGGUUCAAGAGUUCGAAUAUUCUAACAACGAGAAUAUUAAAAAAGCAAAUUUCGGCUUCCACAAAUAUAAAAAUUGAAGAAUUCGAAGAAUGAAAAAUUUCAAAAUAUGAAGAAAUAAAGGAUUAUAUUGAUAUAUAUGACAUCAACAUUACAAGAAUUCAAGAAUCUUUCAAAAAAUUUUAAGAAACAAAAAUUUAAAAAUAUGACAACUGUAUCCAAAAAAUUGAAAAAUUUUAUAUUUAAAAAAUUUUUUAAACAUACCUAACUUUAUGUGAUAAAAAUCUAAUAAUUUCAGAUAUAACUGCAAAUAAUUUGCAGAUGUAACAGUUCUAAAGAUUAAAAAAUUUAACAUUAGUCAAAUGGAAAAUAAGAAAUCUAAGAAAUUUUAGAAACUUUAAAUCACAAAUCUACAAUUAUUGCACAUUCAAAAAAUCUGUUAUAUUUAUGCUACGACAAACUGGCAAUUUCAGGAAUUAAAGAGCAUGAAAUUCGUAUUUGCAAAUCAAUUAGUGAUAAGCAAGCGAUUAGAAGCAUUCGAGGAUUUAAGGAUUGAAUGAUUCUCAAACCUCGAUCUAAGGAUGUGAUAAUCAAGUAAGAAACGAGAAACAAAGUAAGAUAAUUUUUGCGGCGCGAAUUUCUCCGGAUAACGGGAAAUAAAUGUAAUUUCUUCAUAACGUAGUGGAAUUGUCUAAGCAUCUCGUUCGUCCAAUUAGAAUUAAUCACACAUGAGAGAAUUAGAGCUUUGAGUAUACGGAAAGAUACUGAAGUGAGCUGAUAGCAGGAUCUGACAUAACUACACACAUGAAUUUAUAUUAGGCGAUACUUUGCCAACUAAAAUGUUCUUUUUAACAUGCAAUUGCAAAUCUAUUAUUUUAACAAUAAAAAUAAAGAGAGAUAUGUUUCAGUAAAAA